GGAGCCUUUCUCACAUUUCCAGACGGCCCUCUUCACUCUAACUUCAAGCAUGACACCCAUCCAAUAGUUUGGCAGUACAGACUGCCACAUAGCCUUGCAGCACUACAGCAUGUCAGGCAACAGCGGCGCAGAGGAGGCGGACUACCUGUCGGCGGGACCCUGGGGCGAGGGCUCGCAGCUCCUUGGGCAAAGUCAACCUUCACCUCGCCCACCCCUAUCCUCAAGAAGCCGCAAUGAGGAGAGCGGCGAAGCUGCUGUAUCACGCGCACUCAGCUUCAUCGAGCCUGGACAACGCCAUGGCGAGGGCGUGCCUGAUUCUCAGCGGCUACGUGCACCGGGCCUUCUGGACCCGGCAUCACGAAGCCGCUCCCUCUACCUCCCGCGUCAGGGUACGCAGCGUACCUCUUCAUCCUCCCUCCUCGAUACGCUCCCUCGGCCUAAGCCGAUGCGGAGCGCCUCCACCGCCGGAGCGCCUACUGUCGCACCCGCGGACGAGGUAGAUGAGGAGGGAAUGCAGGCCUGGAGGGCCAAGGCACAUGGGGAUACGCCGCUCGAUAGAACGAUUGACGCAAUCGGGAUGGGACGAUAUCAGUGGGCCUUGCUAGUGUUGACGGGCUGUGGAUGGGCAGCUGAUAACAUGUGGCUCCAAGGCGUGGCCAUCAUUCUUCCGCGAGUCCAAGUCAACUACGCAAUUUCAGAUGCCUACAUCGGUCUCCUCUCCUCCUCUACAUUUACCGGCAUGACCUUCGGAGCUCUAGCCUGGGGUGCCUACUCAGACACCUAUGGUCGACGGGGAGCGUUCAAUGGUACUCUUACUCUCGUCGCGGCCUUCGGCACGUUGGCUGCCUUCGCUCCGGGCUUCGUCACGCUAUGCGCAUGCUUGUUUGGCCUGGGCCUAGGACUGGGAGGCUCAAUGCCAACAGAUGGGACCGUCUUCCUCGAGAACCUCCCCGUGCGCAAACAGUACCUCCUCACAGCGCUCAGCGUCUUCUUCUCCGCCGGAUCCGUCUUCAGCGCCUUGAUCGCUAUCCUCGUCCUCCCAUCCACACCCACCUCAAACUCAGAGACUUGGCGCUACUUCCUCGGCUUCCUAGCGGUUCUCACCGCCUUCUUCGUAGUGCUGCGACUGGUCUUCUUCCCAUUGCUGGAGAGUCCGCGCUUUUUGGUGUCCAGUGGGAGGAGAGAGGAAGCAAGGGAGGCUCUAAGGAAGAUCGCCGAGUACAAUGCGCGGCCGCUACCUGUUGAGUUGGGCGACGUGAGCGAUAGGAGGGCGAGUAGAGUCGGAAAGGGGAGGACUGGUGGGAGCGAAGGGCCCGAUGGAGGGGGCCAAAGGGGUAGUAUGCUUCGUCACGAGGUUGACGUAGAUGAAGCGGAGCAGGAUAGCGAGGACGAUGACGAAGGUCACGCGCACGGAGAUCCCUCUUCCGGCGGGCUGCAACGCUCCGGCGGCUACAGGCCCUUGCCUAGCACCUCCGGCACGGCUCAAGGAGCAUCAGACACACCUCGCGAAGCAUCCUCUCCCUCAGCCUCCGAUUCGACGUGGCGAGAUACCCUUACUACCCUUCGCGAGAAGUAUCGCACACUGCUCUACGACCCCUACUGGCGUCGCACAACCCUUCUCGUCUGGGCGAUCUGGAUCACGGUCAAUCUGGGAUUCACAAUGUUCAACGUCUUCCUGCCCAAGCUGCUCGCUGAGCGGGUCACGCCUGCCACCCGCUCCUCCUCGGCCUCGGCCUCGGUCAGGGCGAAGACGGCGGGAGACAGCGAGCACAAUGCGCUCCUCUCCUAUCUCCUCUACUCCCUGCUCUCCCUCCCUGGACCGCUCCUAUCCUCCUACCUCGUACAGCUGCCUCCGCCCAUCUUCGGUCGUCGCGGCACUUUGGCCCUCUCCCUCCUCGCGACGGGGGCAUGCAUCGCCACAUUCUUCUUCCUCUCUUCCUCUUCAGGGGCCAGCGGAGUGACGGCGACACUUGCAACCAUGUCAGUGAGCCUUGCGGCGAGUACAGCGUACGCUGCCCUGUAUGGGUACACGCCUGAGGUCUUCAGCCCGCCGGGGCUUAGAGGUACAGCGGCGGGGACAGCGAGCGCUUUAGGAAGAUUAGCGGGGAUCGUGGCCCCUUUGCUGGCGGGGACCUUGCUUGCUGGGACGGGAAGCGAGGCGGGUGGGGGAGGAGGCGGUCAUGGGAUGCUCGGCUUUGUGUGUACGACACUCUUUCUUUUGGCGGCAGGUUGCUCUGCGGCCUUGCCCAUUGAGACGUGGACUGAUCCAAGGGCGGGGGACGAGGGGUCUGCAGGCGAAGAUGGAGAGGAGGACCCGUCAUGACGGGACCGGAGCGAACCAAGUAGAAGCAGCGGGCCUCGCAAUGCAAUCACGAAUGUGCGCCAGGUCUCUGGGUCGUGGGUGACAAUCUUGUG
Jaminaea rosea is the source of this 2415-nucleotide messenger RNA. RefSeq names its product MFS general substrate transporter. The record is from RefSeq and is a predicted model, not a curated record. The transcript has 2 exons. Gene Ontology annotation, biological process: transmembrane transport. Gene Ontology annotation, molecular function: transmembrane transporter activity. NCBI's taxonomy places the organism in Eukaryota, Fungi, Basidiomycota, Exobasidiomycetes, Microstromatales. Bases 110 to 2323 code for a protein of 737 amino acids.